This is a messenger RNA of Cydia amplana, 313 nucleotides long. RefSeq lists its product as uncharacterized. The record is from RefSeq and is a predicted model, not a curated record. The coding region runs from base 26 to 280 and encodes 84 amino acids. The transcript is spliced from 2 exons. Lineage: Eukaryota; Metazoa; Arthropoda; Insecta; Lepidoptera; Tortricidae.
AUUUUAUCAAACAAUUAACAUUUAAAUGAAAAUAAUGACAUCCAUGGCAUCGGACUGCGAAUCGAACGUUAGUGGAUUUAUAACCUGUAAUGACCGAACCAUCUCCCAAAUGUAUUUGUCUGCUAUUGAGGGAAUGGAGUCAAUAAACCAAGAUUUGUUGAAAAUAGCGAACAACAUGAAAAGGAUUGUGAGCCAGGCGGGCCCCCUAGAGAGCCAGCUGAAUGCCCUGCUCCGAGCCCUGCCCGACCCCAACCUGCAAAUGAACAUGGAGACCGAAUGAUAUUGUUAUUUUAAGGGAAACACCAACUUGGUU